This is a messenger RNA of Penicillium subrubescens, 777 nucleotides long. RefSeq names its product glutathione S-transferase family protein. The transcript has 3 exons. Bases 1 to 777 code for a protein of 258 amino acids. The record is from RefSeq and is a predicted model, not a curated record. NCBI's taxonomy places the organism in Eukaryota, Fungi, Ascomycota, Eurotiomycetes, Eurotiales, Aspergillaceae.
AUGACCGCCGCCAAAUCGCCGAUCAGCCUCACUGUGUUCCGCGGGUUUCCCGACAAAGGAUGCUUCGUGUGGUCGCCAUUCGUCACUAAGCUAGAAGCUCGCCUUCGAUUCGGUAACAUCUCUUAUCGAACGGAAUCUGGGUCGAUCAUCCAGGCCCCUCGCGGAAAAGUCCCAUAUAUUUCGAUCGAUCGCGGGAAUGGCAAUGAGACUUUGGCCGAUUCAGCCCUGAUAACUCGGGCCUUGAUUGAAUCGGGAUAUUUGGAGGAUCUCAACAGCAAUCUCACAGCGUCUUCGAUGUUGCGGGACCUAUCGAUCCGGGCUUUGUUAGAGGAUAAGCUCUACUUCUACCAGGGUCAUGAGCGAUGGGUGCUGAACUACUACACAAUGCGAUCCAAAAUUUUUGGGGCCUUACCCUGGCCCCUCCAAGUCAUCAUCGGAAACAUUGCCUACAAGAAGACCGUGAGAACUAUGGAGGGUCAAGGUACCUUAAAGUUCAGCCCAGAUGAGAUUGCUAGUUUUCGUGAUGAGACCUGGGAUACACUCAACAACUAUGCGAGCGAAAUGAGCCACCCCGACGACAAGGAAAAACCUUUCUGGAUUCUUGGUGGCAAUGCCCCGACAGAGGCUGAUGCCACCGUCUUCGGCUUCAUUGCAUCUAACCUCGUUUGUGACGCUGCCCCAGAAACGAAGGCCAAAGUGAAGAGCUGUCCGGCCCUUCUUGAUUAUGCCAGAAGAAUCCACACAAAAUACUUCCCAGACUACGAGAUUUGGAACUAA